AUGCGUGUGCCAGUCAGCAUUCCUGGCAGCUUUAUGGUCCACUGGAAAACCGCCCGAUUAGGCCAGCUACACCUGCCCACCGUCUUCACAACUAGCGUGAGCCCUCUGCACAUCCGCAGGCUAAACAAGACGGGCCAUCUUUUUGGAGCCGCAAUUUUGCCAAAUGGUUUUUCUGGAGGAAAAAAAUGGGGAAUAGUGGACAGUGUCAUCUGUGCAUUGCCGGAUGCCUGGAAGGGAGAGGACCUCCUGAGAAUCCCUCACGAGCUGUACCAGCCCUGCCCACUUCCUUCUGCGGACCUGGAGUCCUCGCAGAGGGGGGGGCUAGGUUCCACCCGCUCGGCUGUCCCCAGGCCUCCUGAGAACCACGGGGCAGGGGACCGAGACCAUGCACAGUGUGAGCCCAAGCCCAAGCCCAGGCCGGCCAAUCUGCGGCAUGCCGUGGCCACCGUCAUCAUCACCGGGGUCGUGUGCGGGGUCGUGUGUCUCAUGAUGGUGGCGGCUGCCAUCUACGGCUGCACCUAUGCGGCCGUUACAGCCCAGGGGCACGGACGGCCCACGGCCCAAACCAGUGAGCCUGCAAAGACAGAAGGCAAAGAUCUGUGUGACAGCUCAGAAGCCUGAGGGCUUUCGUCUCAAAAAGAAACAAUCGUUUUAGGCCUGAGGAAUGCACCUGAGUAAGGCUGAUGCACACUCACUCUUUACUGCCUCAUUUUGCUUCUCAAAGAAAGAAAAAAAUAUGUCUGCAGAAAUAUAUUUCUGGGAACAAAUUUAUGUUGCGAUUUAAAAAAUGCCAUACAUGAAAUAGAGAUGAUACCUGUGCUCUUCCUGAGGAGUUAAUUACCCCACGUGGAGGAAAGCUGCAUGACCAAGGGCAGAUGGCAUCUCUUUCAGGUAAUCCUCUCUGCACUAAGCUGCUUUUACAGGGCAACAGAGAUCCGAAUGCGUGUGCCAGUCAGCAUUCCUGGCAGCUUUACGGUCCACCGGAAAACCGCCCGAUUGUGAGUGCCUGGGAAGAAGCUAGCGAUCUCACCCGAGGGGCACUGGAUGCCUCUAUAAUUCAAGUUCAUGCUAGAUCUCUGAGACUUUUAGAAGUUCUGUAGAUUAUAUAUUUAAUGGGAGCAUCUGUUGGUUGGGAAUUGUGUAGCUUGCCCACAAGAGUCAGAUUAUAUUUAAUUUUCUAAAUCAGAAAACCAUUUGGGGCUUUCUAGGCCACAGAGGAAGAGGGGUUCUGUGUCUGAAUAAUGGGACACAGGCCCAGGGUCUGGGGAAGUUUUCUGAUGCGAAGGUAAAUAACAUAUAAACAAACACAAAGAGGAAGGGAAGCUGGAAUCCGGGGCCAAAAGGCUGUAUCCACCAAGUGACUGGAACCUUCCAUUUAUAACUCUCACAGCAGGAAUGAAUUUAGGGUGGGCUGAGAGUGAGAUAAUGGCUUGUGUGUAUCUGUAUCUACAUACAUAAUAUAUCUACAUACAAGAGGGCACAGACUUGUACAACCACACCCACACAUAAACAUAUGCAGAGCAAUCAGUUUACCCACUAAUGAAAUGCAGCCGUAGCAGAAUGGAAGCCAACAGCUGUUGACCACCACCCAGACUGUCUACUCAACACUCUGGGAUAGGAAGUAAGAAGGAAGUCUGAAGAGAGUGGGAAUUGUCAAGAGACUCGAGAUACGUGGCAGCAGCCAACCUGAACAUUAUUUAGGCCAUGGUUUAAAAAAAUCAGGUGUGGCUUGCUUUACUCUACAGACACGGUCCUGAGGAGUUGCAUGCAAAGUGAAUUUUUGUAAAUUGAAUCAUCAUUUGAAUGCAGCAGGGGAGCCCGCUAUUUAAAGGAACCUUUCAUGGAAUCUUUCUGUAACGGCAAUAAUUGGCUCCAGAUUUGUGCAUUUUGGAAAUUUGCAUUUCUCAUGCUAGGCUUUCUUAAAGUUGAAUCUACCUGCUCUCCGUCAUGAUGCCACAUCUCGUACCUAGAGACACCUGUUUGUAUUAAAAUUAUUUCACAAAGAGAAGUUAAGGAUAUGUCAAAAGCAGAGAAUGGCAAAUACAGGGCAAGCUGCCCCUCCAGAGGCCUUGACAGACAUCGCUAAUCAAUCCCAGCACCCUCCCAGCUGAGCCCUAAUGCAACACAGAUGUCUUCUUAAGACAGCACUGUCGGCAACCAGAACUAAUCAAUUGGAAUUGGUUCAAAGGAUAAAAUACGUUUGCCAUUCAGGAUACUGGAUCUACGCUCACUCCUUCAGGCCAUGUAAAACUUGGUUUGUAUCCCGAGUCAGUAGUCCAUUCCCUAACCUGGAAUAUGAAUGGGGUCCACACAUGCAGGAGUACUGCCUCCCUGUCUGAAGUGGCCCAUGGCGUACAGAGGCUGGGGGAAGUGGACUGAUGAGCCUGUCACAGCCCACCUCGCAGGACACACACACUGGUGUGCUCCUUGUCACCCCAGAGGCCAGCUACACCUGCCCACCGUCUUCACAACUAGUGUGAGCCCUCUGCACAUCCGCAGGCUAAACAAGACGGGCCAUCUUUUUGGAGCCGCAAUUUUGCCAAAAUGGUUUUUCUGGAGGAAAAAAAUGUAAGUUUUGAUGUUAAUUUUUUUCCUGAAUAUUUAAAUACACCUGGAUAAGCUAAAGAGCAGACUGAAAAAUAAGUAUGAAUUUUAAGAGCAGAAGGCGAUGCUAGAGAAACCCAGCUGUGACAUCAGCUCCAUCCCAGCACCCCAGUCUCCUUUCUGCUUCGUCUCCUAUUCCACCUCAGCAGGAGAAGCUGGGCAUCUGGUCUAAGGAUGUAAUAACUACCUUCCAGGUGAGAAAGUCUCUCUUUCCCUUGUCCUGGACUGUGAGUUCUCAGCCAAGAAAGCCAUACAGGAAAGGAAAUUUAGAAGAUGUUUUUAUGCGUUGUCCCCACCGCACCAAGUGUUUCCAAAGCUCGCACUAUGUACCAGGCACAGUGAGAGGCGUUCUCGCGAGCGCUCUUCAUGUAAUCCGGGCAAUACUUGAACAGACAUUACAUAAGCUGGGAACUAUGGGCCAAUAACGCAUGCCUCUCUCACUGCCAUGAUUCGAGACCGUAAUGCACCGUGCUCUCUGCCAGAGGUCGGUGACACAGCAGGUCACCCCUGCACUCCCGCCCACAGUGACAACAUGACUGAGCACCCAACAUACCACAAAAACCCUGAACUUGGCUAGCAUCCUAACCUGUCCACCCCCAUGUCCUGUUAGAUUUCUUAGAGUAGAUGGUAACUCAGGCAAAUAGAUUCCUGCUUUAGGAAAUCUUUAGGGGAAAUGAUUAAAGUAAGGCAUCCAUAUAUUCACAUUUCUAUCUUUUGCCUACAGUUACCACCAACAGCAGUUGGCAAUGAAAAUAAUUACCCUGAAAUGUCAACAGCCUCUCAGAACAUAAAAAUAUAAAUCAAAUUGUUUAGAUUAACAGAUGCGGAGUUAUCAUUUGUUAAUAAGAGAAAUGAAAUGUUUUAACUGUAAAAAACAUUGCAGAUGAAAGACCCAAUUUGCAGGGUAUUCUGUGAGAACCACAAAUUAUCUUGCGCAACCAUUAUAGCUCAUGAGGGGUAAUUUGCAGAUGCCUCAUAGAUUAUUUUCAGCUGUUUACUGCUGCUGUCCUAUUCAUAGAUUCCCCCCUAAAAACGCCCUUCGGUCAUAGAGCCUGGCCGAGGGUACACUGUGAACAAAAAUCACACUUAGUAUUGAUUGUUUCUGAGAAAACCAUCUGAAAUAGAGCUUUUUCAUCACAUUUAGUGGAACAGUGUGACUUUAGACUGAUGAUUUUUGCUUUGCCAGAGAUCACACAUUCACAAUAGCAGGGCCUAACAGGUGCCACACUGUCUGAAGUGAGGUGUAUAAAGAAUGAAGAAGGUACUGGCCACAGGGAUUGUAGUGAAAGAGGACCUAGUGUCAGAAGUAUACCUGCAAAGCUUUUAAAAUUAAGGCAAACAUCCCUGACCCAGAAAAAUCUUGUGCUUAAGAUGAUAAGGUACCAAUGGACAACUGGGUGUUUUGUUUUUCCUUACAAAAAAUGGAAGACUGAGAAGUGAUUCACACCACUUCCUCCUGAAGGGUCAUAAAAAUCAAAUCUUGUUAUGCAGGUAAACGGAGUUGUUCCAGAAACAAGAUACUCUUGUCUCAGAUCCUAAAUAUCAAAGGAAGUUGCCAAAUCAAUUUCUAAAAUAAUCUAUCUGUAGCGCACCUUACUAUAAUUGUACAAUUUUAGAAACCUAUAACUUUCUAUAGCAGAUUGGGAAAUAGCUGCUUCGAGUUUGGCCAAACCACCAGUGUGUCAAUUGCUAAAUUAUAUUAGACAGAUACCUACCAGCAAAUGAAAUUCAGACCCCUCACGGCAUCACUAGGCUGUGGUUUCUGUGCGCAAGUUCAGGGAGCUAUCCCAGCUCCCUUUUGAUGAAAGUGAUUUAUUUCUUUCAGUUUUCAAAUGACACUGAGGUCCCAGAGAAACCCUCACCCUAUCUGGAGAAGGACCUUUGUGAUUUACCCCUGUCCCUUCAGAGUCUUGGUUGGAAUGUCCACAUCUACUUUUCACCCUGAUGGUACUGAAUCUUCACUCGGAUAGAUAGGAUGUCACCCAGUUACAAAGGCCCAUCCAGAAGUCCCAGAGAAGAACCAAAGGACGGUGGGGUGGGCUGGGAAGGUCCUGGGAGAGCAUUUUGGGGAGGCCUGGCAAAUUUCGGCAUAGCUGCGGCUACAUAUCUACCCACUUUGGACACUGCUAAUCGAUCAUGGCGAACUUAGCCACUGAACCCGGCCAAGCCCUCAGAAUCCUUUUAAAUCUGUUUAAAUACUCAAUACUGAUCAACUAGAGUUGACAUAUGAGAUUAAACCUAUUUGCU
Molecule: messenger RNA, 4851 nt
Organism: Manis javanica (Malayan pangolin)
Lineage: Eukaryota; Metazoa; Chordata; Mammalia; Pholidota; Manidae
Source: RefSeq, a predicted model, not a curated record